Messenger RNA from Trichoderma reesei QM6a, 375 nucleotides. RefSeq lists its product as uncharacterized. The annotation marks the transcript as partial. NCBI's taxonomy places the organism in Eukaryota, Fungi, Ascomycota, Sordariomycetes, Hypocreales, Hypocreaceae. The transcript has a single exon. The record is from RefSeq and is a predicted model, not a curated record.
CCAACGAUAGUCGGCGUGACUGGAAUGUGGCAUCCAGCAAGCUGCUUCGAGGACCUCGAGGCCGCGUUCAAAGCAAAGGGUUAUCCGUUUGUUAGUCAGGACGCGCCUGGUAUUCUGGAUGAGGAUCCAUUCAAUAGCACAGUGGACAAGGAUUCCGAAUCCCUAAGGAAGAAUAUUCUUCUCCCACUCCUUGCCGAAGGCAAAGAUGUUGUCCUUCUCAUGCACUCUUAUGGUGGCGUCUAUGGCUCAGCCGCCGUUGAUGGGUUGAGCGUUCGAGAGAGGAAGAAAGCAGGCCUGAAAGGAGGUGUGACAGGCCUUGUCUACGUUACCGCUGUUACGCCAGCUGUUGGGAAAUCCUUGCUCGACAUGAUGGGG